AUGUUAAAAAAAAAACAAAAAAUUAAUAAUGAUAUUAAUAAUAGAAUAUUUUCUAAUUAUUUAGAAUUACAAAUUAUAUUAAAAUUAAUUGAUUAUUUAUUAAUAAAAAAGAAAAUAAUAAAUGAUAAUAAUAAUAAUAAUAAUUUAAAUUAUUAUUCAAUUAAAAAAUUAUUUUUAAAUGAAAAUGAAAUUUUAAUUUAUUCAAAAGUUUCAAAAAGAUGGUAUAAUACAAUAUCAUUAGUUAUUUCAAAUAAUAUUUUAGAUAAUGAAAAUAAUUAUAAUAAUUUAAAAAAUUGGUUUAAAUUAAAUAAUGUAGAAAUGAUUACAUUUAAGAGUUUUAAAUUAAAAAUAAAUCAAAAUUAUUCAUUAAUUAAAAUUGAAAAGAAAUUAUUAGAUAAUUAUUUUUUAAAUCAAGUUUUAAUAAUAAAUUAUGAAAAUAAUUAUUAUAAUCACUAUGAAAAGAAAAGAAUUUUACCAACUAUUGAAAAAUUAUUAAAAUUUAAAAAAUUAAUAUUUAAUAUUGAUUUUAAUGAAAAUAUUCAAAAGUUUAUAAAAGAAUUUCAAAAUGAAGAAAAUAUAAAUAAUAAUAUUGAUUAUGAUAAAGUUAUAUUUAAUAAUAAUAAUGAAUUUAAUUUUAAUAUAUUAUUAGAUAUUGAUUCAAAUCAAUUAAAAGCAUUUGAUAAUUAUAAUUAUGAUCAAAACGAAUUAAAUUGGAAUAAAAUUAUAAAUGUUAAUAAAUUAAAUAUAUUGGGUGGUAAUAAUAUUGAUAGUUAUGAUAAUAAUAAUCAUAAUUGUUAUGAUUAUGAAGAAAAAAUUGAUUUAAAAUAUAUAAACCAAUACUUUUUACCAAAGUAUUUAAAAUAUGAUGCAAAUUCAAUAAAUUAUGAUGAUGAAAUGGUACAUAUGAAUUAUUCACCAAUAUUUUCAUCAAAUUUAAUUGGUAAUCAAAUUAAAUCAAUUAAAAUUAAAUCAAAUGACCAUGUUGAACCAUUUUAUUUAAAAAAUUUAGGUCAAUUAUUGAAUUUACAAACUUUAUCAAUACCAAUUUCAUUUCAUGAAAUUAUUAAAUAUUUAGAAUAUAAUUUAAAUCAAGAUCAACAUAAUAAUAAUAAUAAUAAUAAUAAUAAUAAUAAUAAUAAUAAUAAUAAUAAUAAUAAUAAUAAUAAUAAUAAUAAUAAUAAUUGUAAUGAAUAUUAUCCAAAAUUUAAAAAUUAUUUAAAUAUUUUAAAUGAUUGGAAUGAAAUGAUUGAAUCAUUUAUAAAAUUAAUAGAAUUAAAAAAUUUAAAAAAUUUAACUUUAAUAAAUUUUUGUGAUAAUGGUUUAAAUUGUUUUAGUUCAUCAAAUUUUAAUAAACUUGAAAAUUUAAAUUCAUUUCAAAUUAUUAUAAAUUCAUUAAAUAAAUUAAUGAAAUUUUCAAUUAAUAAUUUAAAUUGUUUAAAAUUAGUAAAUUUUGAUUUUAUUAUUAAUUCAAAAUUGUUUUUAUCAGAAUUAGAAAAUAAUGACAAUAAUUCAAAAAAAUUAAAAAUUUUAAUUUUUAAAUUUAAAAAUAUAUUAAAAGAUUUUGAAAGUGUUGAAAAAUUUUUUACAUCACCAAAUUCUACAAUAAAUCAUUUUAAAAUAUCAAUUUAUAAUGAUUUACAAUUUCAAUUAAUAAAUUAUUUUUUUACAACCCUAUUAAAAUAUAAAGAUCAACUCAACAAUAAUUUAUAUUCAAUCUCUGUUUCAUUCAAUAAAAAAAUUCAGUUUAAUCAAUUAAUUAACUUUAUUAAUUCAUUAUCUUUUUCAAAAAAAGUUAAAGAAUUUAAUUUAAAAAAUUUAAAUAAUAUAAAAAUUAAUCAAAAAAUGACUCUUAUUGAAAAUAUCCAAAUUUCUGAAAAAAUAAUAUUUUUUAAAAUUUGUUGGAUUUUAUAA
Molecule: messenger RNA, 1911 nt
Organism: Dictyostelium discoideum AX4
Lineage: Eukaryota; Evosea; Eumycetozoa; Dictyosteliales; Dictyosteliaceae
Exons: 4
Coding region: 1-1911 (636 amino acids)
Source: RefSeq, a predicted model, not a curated record